Aspergillus campestris IBT 28561 is the source of this 3990-nucleotide messenger RNA. RefSeq lists its product as uncharacterized. The transcript has 5 exons. The record is from RefSeq and is a predicted model, not a curated record. The coding region runs from base 1 to 3990 and encodes 1329 amino acids. Lineage: Eukaryota; Fungi; Ascomycota; Eurotiomycetes; Eurotiales; Aspergillaceae.
AUGGCCGCUGCGGGCGCGAGGUCGCAGAAGCCGGUCGGCUCGGCUUCCUGGAUUGCCGCCGAAAAGGAAAACGUCGUCAAUCUGGUGAACCAGGAAUUGGAGGAAGUUGAAUAUCCUGUGCGCCAUGAGAUGGACUGGCUGAAUGAACAUAUGGCCGAGAUCUUCUCCAACAACCACUUCAAUUUCAAAGAAGCUUUUAAAACCCCCGGGAAAUUACGCGGCAAGACCCCUCGCACAAUCCGGAAGAGGGACCCCAAUGAGCAUCGUGUGCCCUUGAGCCAGAUCUUCUCCUCCUCUCAUAACCGCACGGAGGAUAAACUUAAUUCCAGCCCGGGCAUCCACCGCUCCCCGACCAAGGCCAUCACCGCACCGAGCCCCUUCCCUCCCCCGUCGGCCGCAAAGCCGACAAGCAAGCCGGAACCCGCGUCGCCCCUCAAAGAUGCGGGUCGAACCCAUAAUCUCAAUUCGUUCCAGACCUACAACACCGAUUCGGGGUACCAUGGCAUGUCGGACCACGAGGAUGAUAGUGGCGUGGAUGAAAAUGAAGAAGACGACGACGACGACGACAUGGUCCUGACACAAGUGCAGCCGGAGUCCCAACCAGCCACCCAGCCGUUCGAGGAAGAGCCCGUUGAGCCCGUUGAACCCAUUGAGCCCAUUGAGCCCGUCCAGAAAGAUACCCAGCAACCGCGCUCCUCCAUGGACCUGGACCGCCGCACCUCGAACGCGUCGUUCCACUCCGCCCAGGAAGAAGUUCGCCAGCGUGGACAGACCGCCGAACCGAUGAUCCUUGACUCGACCCCGAAACAAACUGACGUGCAAUCUCCCAAACCACAGCUCGCUCCGGAGGCGCCAGAGUCCCUCCAGAAGCCAGAGCCAGAGGUGAAGCCUCAGGACCCGCCCAAGCCCAAGGCUAGAGGACGGCCACCGAAAGAACGCCCGGCCAAAGCACCCCCAGCGAAAGAAACCUCACCCGAAGAACCGUCCGAAAAACACCCAUCCAAGGAACACCAAUCAUCAAAAGAGCCCCUCGCUGAAGGGCCAUCGGCGGUCCAGCAACCGAUCCCAGAACCGGCGCCUGAAAAGGAAGAGCCCACCAAGGCGGUCUCCCCAUCACCUGUCAAGGCUCCAGUUACCCAGGCGCGCGAGUCCAUCCACGAGAACGAGACUGAGUCCAAGGAUGAGAUGGUCUUGGAUAGCUUUGACGACAUCGGCUCGCCUUCGGAUGGGUCUACCCCCGAACGACCUCCCGUCCGCAAGAGCAGCCUGAGUUUCGCCUCACUGCCGGCCCGAGAGCCGCUGAUGAAGAAGAGCCUCGGUGGAUCAAGACUCUCUAGGACGAGCUAUGUUGACGUGCCCAAAUUGACCAAUGCCGGACCAUCGGGCUAUCUCGGUCGGCAGACGGGCGGGAGCAAGGCGGCCCCGGCUGCUUUGGACGACCAACCUACUAACAAGAUGGAUGUUGACGAUGACAAGCCAACCGGGCAGGAGGAGUCUGAGGCGGACGCCAGGGCCAGCAAAAUCCACAACAAAUCCUCCACCCAGAGGCUGCAUGAGAAGAUCAGCAUGCUUGGAAAGCUCCAGCCGUCUCGACCCACCAAGUCCAUUCCUUCGGUGCCCGGAUUGUCGGCCCAGGUGUCCUACCCCGAACUUCCCCCCGCCAAGGCCGAGGCGAAGCCAGAGACCACGACCCAGCAAGCGCGCUCCACGCCCGCCCCGGAGCCCAAGGAUGCUGAGGAUGAUUGGAUCAGGCCCUUGAAUUCGCCCGCCAAGCAACUGGUUCCGAACAAACAGACUCUCGCCCCCGCCAAGACCCCAUCCGAAGGACAGCGCCGUGGGGGAGAGGAAGACAAGGCGCCCGCGGUGAUUACUCGCGACCAGAGCGCGAGCAAGCCAGAACGGCCCGCAUCCGUCGCCAGAGAGCCUUUGGAAGGCACCAGGGGUCGCUCCGCAACACCUCUCUAUUCGUCUCCACAGCGCCCGAGCCAUAAGAAGAGCGCUUCUGUGUCGAUCCCCGACGCUCACACAUCGACCACCCCGACUGGCUCCCCGGGGCGCCGGGACGGUCCAUUGAGCGCGUCGAAGAGCAGGUUCCAAUCCAUCGUCCGCUCGGCCAAGGGCCUAUUCACCAACGCGGGCGGUGUUUCUGGCGCCGCCCGGAUGGAAGCAUCAUCGCCCAGUGACCCCAAGACACAGCCGGACCCGACCAAGGCGGAGGCUGGUGCGGACAAACCGAGACCACAAUCUGCACGUAUUGCCAGCCCGCCGCGCCAGGAGGGUCGCCGGACUCGGAGCUCCACGGAACGAGAGGAGAAGCGUCGACAGCGGGAACUCGAAGAACGCGAGGAAGAGGAGGCGGAGCAGGCCCGGACCCAGGAGAAGCAGAGGGCGUUGCAGCUCAAGGCCGCUCAAGAAAAGGCGGCCAUCGAAAACGAAGCCCGUGGACCACCCUCCCCGCACAAACCGCAGGUGCAAAAGCAGCCGUCCAAGGAGCCCGACACCACCCACGACGUUCCUUCGAAGCUUCCGACUCAGAUCCCCAUGUCGCAACACCAAUCGAAACAGAACGAGCGUCGGCCAGUCAAACCGGCUCGCGAUACGGCGCAAAAGCCGAAGCCGCAGCCGGUGUCGAUCCGUGUUGGCAGUGCUCUUUCGCGACAGAUGCCGUUGGCUUCCGCUGCUGAGUCCAAUGUCCCCGUGCCUCCGCCUUCCGCCUCGAAGCCGCCCACAAUCAAGAAAAAGGCAAGCAACCAAUCCUUGCACACGGCCUCGUCCAACAGUAGCUUCAAGAGCUCCGUGUCCAGCCAGACCCAGAAGAAAGCACAGCUUGCGAGCGAGCGGAAGAAGGAACAAGAGGAACGGGAGGCCCGGCGCAGGGAGGAGCAGAGACGGGAGCUGGAACGUAAGCGGGCUGCGGCUCAGCAACAGGAAGAGACCCGUCGCCAGGAGAUGCGCAGUCGCAUGGAGGCGGAGCGACGAGAGCGACUUGGCGUGGAAGAUUCCAAGAAGGCCGCUCACAUGCAAGCGAUCGAGAAGCGACGAUUGGAGAAUGCGCGCCGGAUGGAACGGCAGGGUAGCCAGCAGCCCAGUGAUAGGACCUCGACCCUCCAUCACGAGCGCCCGGCGUCCCAAGCCACCCAAAGAGGCGAAAUGGGAACGGCCCGGCCUGCUUCCCGUCUGGGGUCGAUCCAGACGUUUGGUCGGUCCAUCAACCCGCCGCAACCGAACCCGGCCAAGCCCCCGAAGCGAGGUCUGGAUGAGGAGGCGAGCCACCGACCUACAGCACCGAGACCUGGUAACAUUCCCUCGGGCGAGGUCAAGCGGAGGAGAACAGAGGACGAGCAAAACCCCGUGAUGCGCCCGACGAUGGCCCCGCCCAUCCGCCAGUCGAACAUUCGCAAGGAAUCCAAUAUCCGCAAGGAACCUACCAAGUCUUCUAUUUUCGGGCAUGGCCCGUCUAUGGCCCACCCGGGGUCAUCCAUGCUCAACAAGCCCGCCCAGUCGCAGCGACCCGGAGGCCCCAUGGAUAUGGCCAAGUAUGCCAGCGGCAAGAUCCCCUUUGCGGAGCCGUCGCAUGGACCGUCGCACAAGACCCCCGUUGCCUCUUCCUCCCAGAAGGCCCCCGCCAAGCCGUCUCCGCAGUACCCCAACGGGGAGAACGUCCAGUUGCCGGAGAUUGCAACGGACAGCGAAGACGAAGACUCAGACUCGGACAUGGUGCCUGUUCCCAAGUGGGCGCAACCCAGGGAACUGGAAUCGCUAUUGCGACAGCAGGAGGGUAUGGAGGUCGACUCGAUCUUCGGCCCGAUCGCACCUUUCUCUCUAGAGGAGACAUUCAAAGCUGACAAGAAGAUCAAGAAAUUCCGCGACCGCACCAGCAGCGCAAAUUGGUCAGGGGCAGACGGACUGACGCAAGACGAGAUCCGGCGCGAUCUGGCCGAGCGCCAGCGCUUGCGACUGAACGGGGGAUGGAGUUUCAACGGGAACUAG